This is a messenger RNA of Danio rerio (zebrafish), 1839 nucleotides long. NCBI's taxonomy places the organism in Eukaryota, Metazoa, Chordata, Actinopteri, Cypriniformes, Danionidae. The record is from RefSeq and is a predicted model, not a curated record.
AUGGCCACUGCCAGCACAUCCACAGCCAUGGAGGAAGCAGAUCCAGACCUUAAUUCAAGUGGACCUCAAGAUGUAAACUGUUCGUCGUGCAUUGGAAAAAAGCGCAAGGCUGAACAGUUCUGUCUGCAGUGUUCGGAGUCAUACUGUGAUUUUCAUCUUGACUUGCAUAACACUUUGCACGUUGGGAAGAGGCACAAACUAAUGGAGCCAUGUACAGCCCUGCUGGAGAACAUCUGUGUUGAUCAUGGCAGGAGGCUGGAGGUGUAUUGCCGAACAGACCAAAAGUGCAUCUGUCACCUGUGCAUUACUGAUAAACACACAGGUCAUCAUGUCAUCUCAGUGCAAGAGGAGGUGGCCAACAAACAGGGUAAGCUGUGGGAGUUGCAGAAGAAGGCCAUUGACAUAAUUGAAGCAAAAGAGAAAGACGUGCAAGCGCUGAAACAAGCCAUUGAGGUUUUCAGGGCUUCAGAAAAUAAGGCACUGGUGAACAAUGAGAAGAGCUUCACUGAGCUGAUCCAAUCUAUGAAGGACAAUCAAAACAAAGUGACAGCUCUGAUCCAGGGUCAGGCAAAGUCUGCUGUGAAGCAAGCAGAGGGCUUCAUACAGAUCCUACAGCAAGAGAUCAGCGUUAUAAGGGCAAAAAAUACUGAUCUUAUGGACCUGGAGCUGCUGUCUCAGUCAAACAAUGAUGUUCGCUUUCUUCAGAGUGCAGUGUUCAUGCCUUUACUGACUGCGUAUAAACAGUCAUUCGUCUUCCAUGUUCAUCCAUACAAUUCUUUUGAGCGUGACUCCAUGUUUGUUGAUGAACUGGUUAAAAAGCUAAACACAACCAGCAAGCAGAGUUUACUCAGAGUUUCCAGAAAAGUGAAAAACACUAGAAUUGUGGCAUCACCACCGCCAAAGACAAGAGAAGAGUUUCUACAGUAUGCAACAAAGCUCUCUUUCAAUACCAACUCAGCGCAUAAAUAUCUGCUCUUCAGAAAUGACAACCAAGAGGUGAUGGCCUCAAACCAGCUUCAGGACUAUCCUGAACACACUCAGAGGUUUAACUGCAGGGCACAGAUCCUGUGCAACGAAGCCCUGAGAGGGUCCUCAAAAUACUGGGAGGUGGAGGUUGGAGGGGGUUCUUGGGUCUGCAUUGCUGUGUCCUAUCAAGGAAUCCACAGAAAAGGCAAACCACGUACUCUUUUUGGGAGAAAUGCCAACUCGUGGGGACUGCGCUGUUUCUGGUCCACCUAUGAAUUCUGGCAUGACAAUAAGACAACAUUUACAAAGCACGAAUCUCGUGCACCCAAAAUAGGAGUGUAUUUGAACUAUAGGGCUGGGGUCUUGGCAUUUUACAGUGUUUCCGGGGUCAACAUGAGUCUCAUUUAUAAGCACAAAACUGUUUUUAAAGAGCCUGUGUAUGCUGGGUUUGGACUGGCUGGGAAAGGUUCUUACGUGAGACUCUGCAAUCCUGUGAAAACUGAGACAAUAACGUCUCUUCCUUUUCCAUUUAAGUUUGAAUCUAAAACAUCUCCCUUCUCUCCAUUUAAAUUUGGCAGUUUGUAAUGCCGAGUUCAGACUGCAUGAUUAUAGCCCCAAUUUUGACUCGCUGACAGGUUUUGAGAAAUCGCAAACAAAUGCCUGAAAUCACAAGCAAAUCAGUGCUCGUGCACUUAUCAAUUACAUAGUGUGAACUAUUGAAGACGCGAUCUGAGAGAAUAACCGAUGAGUCGCUAACACCCGCGAGUUAUUUGGCAUGCUAAAUAUCUGGACCUGUUGUGCGAUUCAAAAUCAUCACGUGUAAAAUGUGUUCUGAUCAAACAUAACAUCGGCAAUUACCUACAGCCAAUGAGA